AUGCGCGUACUUGUCUGGAUCGCGGGGUUGGCGCCACUGGCCGUGGCCGUCCCCUCGAGCAGCUAUCGAGUUGCUGUUGCAGCUCGUGCUGACAACACGUCUGCCUCCGUCGCCCCCAGCCAGAACGUGAGUGGCGCUGCCCCUCCAGAGCUGGUUGUGUACACGCUACCAUGCGAAGACGGCAACUCCACUGCUCGCACGGCGGAAAUCCGGCUCAAGCAGGCGACGCUGCUCUAUGGCCCGUCGCUGCUGGGAAACGCUUCUUACUUUCCGGGGGGACCCCUCGGCGACGCCAUCUCUCUGCGGGACCAGACGGUGUGGGAGGGUGCCGCGGUAGUCCAAUCACUUCGUGCGUUUACAGACGCUGCCAAGGUAGCUGCCAACAUCAAACAGAAUGGUGGACUGAACAGCCUUGAUGAUUUCAAGGUGCUGUACCAGGACGGGUGGAAGGGCUCCGUGCCUCAAGGCAUCGCUCGGGGCCAAUCAGAGAACUACACUUCUGAUCUUCUCUUCUCCAUGGAACGCUUGUCCGUCAACCCGUACAUCCUCAAGCGGCUUCACCCGACCGAGGACGCGUUGCCGUUCCAGGUGGACCGGGCGACGGUCAAGCAGCUCACCAAGACGAGCCUCAAGGCGCUGCACGCCGCCGGCCGCCUCUUCGUGGCGGACCACAGCUACCAGCGCAACUACACCAGGCUUGCGAACCGGUACUCGGCGGCCUGCACGGCGCUCUUCUACCUGGACCCGCGCAGCAACCAGUUCCUGCCUCUGGCCAUCAAGACCAACGUCGGCGCCGACCUGACCUACACGCCGCUCGACACGGACAACAACAACUGGCUGCUGGCCAAGAUCAUGUUCAACAACAACGACCUCUUCCACGGCCAAAUCUUCCACGUCGCCUACCCGCACGCCAUCGCCGAGAUCGUCCACCUCGCCGCCCUCCGCACCAUGAGCGCCCGCCACCCGGUCCUCGCCCUGAUGGAGCGAUUAAUGUACCAAGCCUACGCGGUGCGGCCCCUCGGCGAGCGAGUUCUCUUCAACAAGGGUGGCCUGUUUGAGCAGAACUUUGCCUACCCGCAGGACAUGGUCUACAAGUUCGUCGGGGACUCGUACCCCACCACGGGGAGGUGGCGCGCGGGGUACCUGGACACGGACGUCCGGGCCAGGGGGCUGGUUGAUGCCGACUACGGCCCCGAGCUGCCGCACUUCCCCUUUUACGAGGACGGCUCGCGGCUGGUCGAGGUGAUCCGGAGGUUUGUGCGCAGCUUCGUCGACGCGACGUACCACGAGAGCGACGAGAUGGUGGCCAAGGACGCGGAGCUGCAGGCGUGGGUGGCCGAGGCCAACGGGCCGGCGGGGGUGGAGGACUUUGAGCCGGGCCCGCUGGACACGCGGGAGCGGCUGGUGGAGGUGCUGACGCACAUGGCGUGGCUGACGGGGUGCGCGCACCACGUGCUCAACCAGGGCGAGCCGGUCACGGCGUCGGGGGUGCUGCCCAUGCACCCGACGGCCCUGUACGCGCCGGUGCCGACGUCCAAGGCCAACACGACGGCGGACCUGCUGGGCUACCUGCCGAGCGCGCAAAAGUCGGUCGACCAGGUCACGCUGCUGGCGCGCUUCAACCGGCCAGACGUCGUGCCCACCAACCAGACGCUGAGGUACAUGUUUGCCGCGCCACAGCUGCUGCUGGGCAACGGCGAGGCCUACAGGCGGGCCAACCAGAGGUUCGUCAGGGCCAUGGGGAGGAUCAGCGACGAGGUCAAGUAGUAGUAGUAGUAGUAUUAUUUAACGCCGGGCUCGGCCCGGCUCAUUAGCCGGCCGUUAGCAACCUCCCGAGGGGUAUCUCGGCGCGCUUUCUAUUUUCUCUAUUUACACAGCGGAAAACAAGGGCAUAGAAGCGAAUCGAGCCUGACCGGGUUCGUGCCCGGUCCUGCUUACAGGUUUGUUCACUGACGCGACCCCGUGCCUUCAGGCGCACGGAGGAUUCGUCUGACGGCAGUUGACGGCUCUUCAUCGAGAGGGGCCUGUGUCCAAACAGCGGAGCUGUCGGUCGUUUGUAGCCAUGGAGACGAAGUCCCCAACAAGUGUGGGCUCGACGGCACAGGCGGGUGGUUGUUGUCGAUAGCCAGCCGGGUUAUCCUUGCCACGGGUAAGCGGGGAGGAGGUGGAGGGAGCAGGAUUCGAACCUACGUUACUCAAGUAACAGCCAUGGCGCUUAACCACUGCGCCAUUCCCCCCAGCGACGAGGUCAAGGCGAGGAGGUU
Pyricularia oryzae 70-15 is the source of this 2264-nucleotide messenger RNA. RefSeq names its product manganese lipoxygenase. Gene Ontology annotation, molecular function: metal ion binding; oxidoreductase activity, acting on single donors with incorporation of molecular oxygen, incorporation of two atoms of oxygen. The coding region runs from base 1 to 1767 and encodes 588 amino acids. The record is from RefSeq and is a predicted model, not a curated record. The transcript has 2 exons. Lineage: Eukaryota; Fungi; Ascomycota; Sordariomycetes; Magnaporthales; Pyriculariaceae. Gene Ontology annotation, biological process: lipid oxidation.